AAAAAACAUAUAUAUAUAUACAAAAAAUUAUUGUCUGCUAUUUACUUUUUGACUCUCUAAAUUGCCGUCGACAGUUUUUCCCCCUCUCCGUCCCUUAAAAAAAUAAAUAAAAAUAAAACAAAGUAACUGUUUGGAAUUUUUUUUAAAUUCUUUUUUUUUCCACAACAACAUACCUCUGAAGUGUCAUGAUUUGUUAGUGUUAUCGUUGCCAUAUGCACUGGAUCAUUUUUAUUGGAGACCAGAAUGUGGGUGAAGCCAGAGGAAGUUCUGCUUGCCAAUGCUUUCUGGGUAACCGAACAGGAAAGUGUUUAUUUUGUUCUGCAACGACGAAAGGGUCAUGGUAAAACAAAGGGACUCACUUCAAUUUUGGUGGGAACAUUGGAUAGUGUUUUCGAUACAAAACCACCGCCUUUUCGUAUUCUUCAUCAAACACCGUCUUCCGAAGUUUAUUGGGUGGUCGCAUGUUCGUUGACGAGAGAUGAAAUUGUACAAGAUUGGAAAUGGCUUCAUGAAAAUUUAAUGGACACUUUGAAAUCAUUUGAAAAUAGCGAGGAUGAUAUAACAGAAUUUGUAUGCUGUAAAGUACAGUCGAUUAUUGCAAAUAAAGUGCCGGAUUGUCAAUUUGCAGACGAAGAUGACCCACAGACAUUUAAGACAGCUUCAUUUAAAUUCCAUCGACUUUUUAAUCUUCCAGUAGACGAUAAACUUGUAAAUUAUUAUUCCUGCAGUUAUUGGAAAUCACGAUUACCGAGGCAAGGAUGGCUUUAUUUGUCAGUGAAUCAUAUGUGUUUUUAUGCUUAUAUAUUGGCAAAAGAAACAAAAUUAAUAAUCAGAUGGGCGGAUAUUGUUGAGUUGGAUAAAACAAAUUCGCUUGUAUUUCCAGAUAGCAUUCGAGUUGUAACACGAGAUUCAAAAGAGCAUUAUUUUUCAAUGUUCCUUCAUAAAUCCGAAACUUAUUCUCUAAUGGAACAAUUGACAAACAUUGCAAUGAAACGAUUAAUUGACGAAAAAAGUGGUUUCAAUCAAGACAGAGAACUUCUAAAUAAGUUAAGCAAAAAUGUGCCUAAAAAGCCAUCAUUUCUAAAGAGGGACCUAGACGCAAGGGCCCAUUCGGAGGCCUAUAGAUUGCAAUUUCGAUUGCCAGGAAACGAAAAAUUAGAUGGUUGUGUGGAUGCAACUUUAUGGACACCCUACAACAAGAGACACAUCUGGGGCAAAAUAUUUCUAUCACAGAAUUAUCUUUGCUUCGAAAGUAGAGUAAAACGUGAAGUGAGUUUGGUAAUUCCAUUGAGAGAUGUGAAACGAACGGAAACAGCAGACAAUCAAUCAUCAAAUGCUGCAGUUGAUAAAUCAAUUCUUAUCACUACAAAUUCUAAUUCAUUUCUAUUUUCACAAAUUCUUGACCGGGACUUUGUUAUGCAGAAAAUUCGUGAAUUACUGGGAAAGACGUGUCAGCCAGUUUCCGCGGUGCUUGUGAGGCCAACAACGUCAAGUGGCUCUACAGUGACGAUUGAAGAGAUGCCAGUGGAAAUUUGGAGUUGUCAACCACCGUUGAUGACUCUAUUUAAGGCGCCAUUAAGUGCAGAGGCAGCGAUUAAACAACAGGCAAAGGAAAAACAAUGGGAACUUCAUUUCGCUGAAUAUGGCAGAGGAGUCACUCUAUAUCGCACCGUGGAAACGGCAAAACUUGUCAUUCAAGGUGUACCACAAGCUCUUCGUGGCGAAGUUUGGCUAACAUUCUCCGGUGCAAUCAAUGAAAUGGCGAUGAAUCCAGGUCUCUAUAAAUCACUCGUUGAUCAAUCAUUGGGAAAAUCAUGUCAAGCCAAUGAUGAGAUUGAACGUGAUCUGCAUAGAUCACUACCUGAACAUCCGGCAUUUCAAUCGGACACUGGAAUCAGCGCUUUACGACGUGUACUCUCUGCGUACGCCUGGAGGAAUCCACAAAUUGGAUAUUGCCAGGCUAUGAACAUUGUAGCGUCGGUACUUUUAAUUUAUUGCCCAGAAGAAGCGGCAUUCUGGCAAUUGUGUAUUGUUUGCGAAUCACUAUUACCCGAUUACUAUGAUCGAAGAGUUGUGGGCGCUCUCGUUGAUCAGGGCCUUCUCGAGGAACUUGCCGCUGAAUAUCUACCAACGUUGCACGCUCGACUCCAAGAAUUGGGACUUAUACGCGUUAUUUCCUUAUCUUGGUUCCUGACAAUUUUCCUCAGCGUUAUGCCGACAAGUAGCGCAGUGAAUAUUAUGGAUUGCUUCUUUUAUGAUGGAGCGAAAGUGAUUUUCCAGAUCGCGUUAAUGGUUCUCGAGUGGAAUCAGGAGAAAUUACUCAAUUGUCGUGAUGACGGUGAAGCAAUGCAAUUACUAACCGAUUAUUUAGGAGGAGUAUUCAACGAUGAAGGACCAGUAUUACCAAAACCAGUGGACAGCGGCACUCCAAAUCGGAGUAUUUCCGUACAGACGCUAAUUUUUGAAGCCUAUUCGCGAUAUGGUUCGUUGACAAUAGGUGGUAUCGAGAGAUUACGUUUAAAACAUAGAUUAAAAGUUGUUCAAAGUCUAGAGGAUGGGAUUGAGAAGAAUGUGAUUAGAAGUGUAAUCAAUGAUAAAUAUAUGACACUUGAGGAACUUCAGGAAUUAUUGUCAUUAGUGAGAGAGGAAUUGAUGAGCCAACGAAAAACUGAACCCGAUCGUUAUGAUCCAACGCAACCGCCCUAUGAGGCUUAUAAAAUUGAUUACGAACUUUUUAGAAUAUUAUUUGGUGGCCUAUCGCCAUGGGGCAAAUGUUCGCAGGCUGAAUCACUCUCCGCAAGAUUGUUUCGACUGAUGGAUCGUAAUCGCGAUGGACAGUUAAAUUUUCGUGAAGUAGUGCAAGCAAUUGGACUCACUGCAACCGCUGAUCAAACUCAACGAUUAAAAUUGCUUUAUACUCUUCAUUUGCCGCCACUAUUGUCGCCAGUAGAUUUUGAAUCGCCGACACAUUCGUCAGAUGGCGCAGAAGUUGCAGCGGAGGCAACGGAUUUUUUCGAUAGUAUGGAAAAAAGUGCCGCGGCAUCUUUGGAACUUCCGCUAACAAUUGCUGAUGAAUUGGCAUCCAGUGAAUUGUCACGAUCGACAAGUUGCAAUAGUCAAGCCGAUCAAUCGUGGGAGGUGCAAAGUAUGGGCAGUUUUCGUUCAAUGAUCGCGUCAAAAGAUGGUUUUCUCGAUUUGAAAACAGUGCCAAAAAUGUCGCAACGACAUUUUAUUGCAAUGAUGAAGACAUUAUAUGAAAUGUUUCACGCUCAACCCGAUGAAGCCGAUACAAUUUGCCUCGCUAGAAUUGAAGCCUUAUUACUUCAACUCGGCGAUGUUGGCAAAAAAUUCCAAUUGGAUCGAGAAGAAUCCGAUGACAGUUUACUUGUAACUACUUCAAUUGCCGCUCAAUCGUCAUCGCCAAUCGCAAGGUCGCCCGACAGCAAUGGAAAUCCCUCAUGCCUUCCAUCGUCAAUGGAUCCCGAAUGGUCUAUCACUGUGGAACAAUUUUUAGCAUCCGCAUUAACUGGACAGUCGAUUGUUGAUUUUUUCAGUAAACGUGUCAAUUUAAUUGACGCAAUACAAGUUCUUCGUAAUCGUCGUUUUAACAGCGUUCAUUCACUAUCCGAGACAUUUAACGUAUGACGUUCGUUGCGCGGUGGUGACGAUAAUAAUGAACCGUUUGAAUGCACAGUUCAUAAGACUGGAGAUUAAAAAAAAAAAAGUAAAACAAAUUUCUUUUUUACCUUUUAAAAAAUAUUACAAAAACUAAAAGAAAAAAAUAAUAUCAAUUUACCAACAAAAAAGGAUUAUUGGCAAACAAAAAAAAGAGAAAAAUCCUUUUUCUUGUUUUAUAUAUAUAAAAAAAGUAAGGCCUCGAUAAAAGAAAAUUGUAAAUUGGCUAAUUCAUUUCCAAAAUUUUUCUUUCUUUUAUGUUCUUUUUUUGUUGAUUUUUCACUGAAAAAAAAGUUUAUUUUUAACACUCAAUUUUAAUGUAUGGAACAAUUUUUUUUUUUAUCUAUUUUUAAAGAAUAUUUUUUAUUAACUUCUCAUUUAAAUAGAAAUAAUUUUUAAUUCACAUUUUUUUUUAUAAAUUUUUCUUUUUUUCAUUAUUAAAAUUGAAAUUUUUUUUCUUUACUAUAUGUAAAACAUUAAUUUUACAAUUAUAAUUUUUCUCUACUCUUAAUUAUACACAAUUUUAGUUUUUUUUCCCCUUGGGGGAAAAAAAUAGUUGUUUUAUUUUUAUGAAUUAUUAUGCAAAAAAGUUAAAAAUUUAUUUUGAAAAUAUUUUUCUGAUAAUUGUUCGUUUUAAGCGACAAUAUUUAUAGUGUUUUCUUAUUGAAACUCUAUUUUAUAUAGAUCAAUUUUUAUUUUUCUAAGAGUUGCGCGUAUUUCUAU
Messenger RNA from Leptopilina boulardi, 4398 nucleotides. It is a transcript of the gene Tbc1d8-9, whose product is annotated as TBC1 domain family member 9. The coding region runs from base 244 to 3645 and encodes 1133 amino acids. Lineage: Eukaryota; Metazoa; Arthropoda; Insecta; Hymenoptera; Figitidae. Gene Ontology annotation, molecular function: calcium ion binding. The record is from RefSeq and is a predicted model, not a curated record. The transcript has 17 exons.